Rhopilema esculentum is the source of this 6117-nucleotide messenger RNA. RefSeq names its product breast cancer metastasis-suppressor 1-like protein-A. The record is from RefSeq and is a predicted model, not a curated record. Lineage: Eukaryota; Metazoa; Cnidaria; Scyphozoa; Rhizostomeae; Rhizostomatidae.
AGAAUGUAUUAGAGUAAAACUUUGGAAAGAAAGACAAAACAAGUGUAAUGGACUGAAGUCUUGGUGAAUGCCAUCACUGCCUGCCUGCCGUCCAUAUAAUAUAAUCUAAACAAUCUAGGCAUGUGUGUUGUAAAUUGAACUUAUUUAGUACCAAUUAUUUAUAAACAGCCAGUCUGUUGGCAGAAGGAUCUUACAUUUUUUAUCAAAACAUUUUGCAUAAAUAAACGAUUGUGUACCUAUAUCACAUACUCGUGAUGUCCAAGAAUCGUUUGCCUUUAGGCCCAGGUGUUUUUUUCGGUUGACUUAUGUAGUGGGAUUAUAUGUAUUUUUUUAUAUUUAAUAUCAUUUAGUCAUGUUUAAGUCCCCCUGUCUUUCAAUCCGUAUACAAAUUUAAUUGUUAGAAGUUCAGACAUUGUGCUGGCGAUUGCAGAUAUGACAGGUGGAUCAGAAAGUGGUAAUGAAGACGUUGAGGUCGAACAUGACUCAAAGGUGAAAGACGAAAAACAAGAAAAUAAUAUUACUGAAAAUGAAGAUUUGCCAAAGCUAGAAGACUUAGAUGAGGAUUCCAGAGGUCAAGCCCAGGAUGAAGAACCUUCAAAUGAUAAGCAAGAAAGCAAAGGAGAAAAUUCUGAUGAAGAAGAACAAGAAUCAGUGUCAAGCUCGUCUGAAUCAGAAAGUGAUUCUAUGGAUGAGGAGGAAACAGAGAACAGAAGACUCAAAUAUAAAGAAGACAUUUUUGAUCUUGAAAAGCAAUUUUCUGAUUUGAAAGAACAACUAUACAAAGAGAAGGUGAAUCAAGUUGAAAACCAGCUGAUUGAAGUCCAAACCAACACAGCUAGUGAGUAUGUCAUUCCAUUGAAAGAGCUGGAGGACUCUUCCAGAAUAAGGAGUGAAGUUGCAGGUCAUCUUAAGGAGUACAGGUUGAUUUCCUUGGAUCAUAAAUUCAAAGCGGAAGUGCAGGCUUUAGACCAACAUUUUCAGAACGAAAAGCGGAAUCUUUUAGAAAACAUGAAAGCUGAGUUAGAGGAGAGACUUCGCAAGGUUGAAGAAGAUCGACAUACUGUAGAAAUGUAUUCAGAUAUUUGGCUAGAUGACAGUAUCUAUGCCCGGAAACGUAAAAAAGGAAUGGAAAUGUUUAUACCAGAGAAGCGAAAACGACCUGUAACCGUAUCAGGACCAUAUAUUGUUUACAUGCUCCGAGAAAUGGAUAUUCUUGAAGACUGGGCUGCAAUUCGGAAAGCUAAAAGCGAACUGGCACGACGAAAAACCGAAGAAGAAAAGCAUCCUCUUAUUCAAGCGAAAUAUGAAGACGGAAAAUUUUACUACGAAGGACAAUGGUUUCAUAAAGGAGACAAAGUCAUUCUUGACAAUCGAGUCGAUUCUCCUGUUAAAGCAACCAUCGCGACAAUUAACACUGGAGAGGUAUGGGUACGAAAGCGCGAUGGCAUAAAAUGCAAGCUAUAUAUUGCGCAGUUUCAGAAAGGAAAAUAUCUUAUGCAAAGACAAACCAGCGAAUCCACCCAAGAAUAAGCAAUUUGUUUAUAUUAAACAGCUUGUAUUACCUUCACGUUUUUUAGAAGCAAUGGCAUUGUUUUAUAUUGCUAUUUCCCCCUUAUGGACUGCCCCUUUUGAGACCAUACAUUAAGAUAGUAUUGCUACGUAAUGUUACUCUAAUAUCGAAGCCGCCCUAACAUUAAGCAUAUAUCUGUUUGCAACUUUGUUGAAGGCCACUAGUCCAAUGAUUAAGGAGUUUUCUCUUAGUAGAACUGACAUGUGUUACAAUGAGGAUCCCUAAAAUAUCAUCGAAGUGUAUCAUACGGAUCGUAACUUCAAUAUGAGGUUGAGUUAAAAAAUACCCUGCCAAUCAAAGUGAUAUUUCCCAAGACAAUGAGGUGAUCGAGUUUAUGCUGAAGUUGUCUGAGAUCCCAUAAAUCAAUUCCAGAAUAAUUUCUACUGUGUAAUUACCCGUGUAAAUAUUCGAAACUGAAACUAUAUUCCUGGUAACUAGCGAUUAGAACAAGUAAAGUUAAAUCUUGUGUUCUGCAGUCCAAUGUGAUAAUGUUUCACUUCGAGCAGAAAACAAGUUAGCAAAAUUGAAUGCUGCAGUAACAAGAUAGGUAGAGAAGGAGUUUUAAUAAAUAUUCCUGUUUUAACAAAGGUAAAGUUUUGAGACACAAAAUUUACUCCGAAUUUGAUCGCCAGAAUAAAACUGCUUUUAAGCUUCCAUUAUUUACUGGUGUUAGGAGUUAUUUUGACUAAGCAGCAACGUUAUUAAAUUUGAUUCUAGAACAGUUUCUUGCCUGCACACGUUUUUCUUUAAUUGCUUCAUUUAUAGGCAAACGAAUGUCACAAGGCUGGCCUCGCAGGUUUCUGCACAAUUUUAAUGUAAAAAAAUUAACUAAUUGUUUAAUUAGUCAUUUCGCUCUACCAGAUUUUAAAACCAUUCAAUGAUUUAAGUAUUUUCUUCAUAUCAAAAUGAUCAAUUGGACAGAAAAUGACAUCUGUUAAGAGGAAAAGUGAGUCGAAUAAAAUUGUGCUAUUUAAUACUCAGAUUAGGCUGAUAUAAGACAAAAUUAACUGAACAAUUUGAAAAUAUUCGUUCGAAUUUAGGCUUCGUUAAUGGUUGCUCUCUUCGCCCUUGCUUUCAACAAUAAAGAUCCAUGAAAUCAGCUGCUGUGAAUAAUGAAUUUGUUUUUCAAAAUGAAUCAUGUUUAUUAAUACGGGGGAUGGAAAAAUCGUACUGACAUUGAGGUUUUUUCGAGUAUUUAUUAAUCAAAUGUCCCAGAACUUAUACAGAUCCUUGAGAUUACAUAAAUUAAAUUUGCCUUAGCAGUCGUGCCAAAACGAGGUUGUCAGAAAACCCCGCUCACGUUCUUUUCAAAGAAGUGCUUCCAGAGAAGUCGAUCAAAACUUUGUUAGUUUGUGAAGUCAAGUUUUAUUACUACCUGAAAGGAAUCAAAUAGAGCACACCAAACUUCCUCAAAGGGGAGAAGGGGAUGUGGAACUGCUAUUUGCAUUUUUACUUUUUGCUUAGUGUGCCAAGUUUUCUUGCAGGGGCUGUAUAUAUUUAUCUUAGGUGAUCAGAAUUACGUUUCAGUAAAGAAGACACAGAACGAAAUGAAAAUAAUCGUAAUCAGGUCAUUAAGAAAACUUAUUUCUAAGGGUCGAAAAAUAAAAAUUGUCUCCGACAAAAGCUGUGAAAUUGUGGUAUCACAAGGCUCACUAUUAGGACGUAAGCUAUUCGCAAUUCUUGUAAAUGACUUUCCAAAAGGCAAAGAGAUGUCGCCAAGAGUAAUGUGUAGGUAACUUAUAAGAGAAAGUGUGCACUGCAAGUUGGCAUAAAUACUAUCUCUACCUGGUGCAGUAUAAACAGUCUAACCACAUCCAGGUAAAUCUGAAGGAAAGAUCAUGAAAAUUUAUAGGACCAGUGAAAGCGGUGGAAUUUAAGGUAUCAAAAAUUGUAAACAAAUAAUAAAAUAUUAUCUAGAUUAACUGAAGUAGAAAAUAAAGUUAACAAUGCCGCCACAUCGUUUAAUUUCAAGUAAAAGAAAAAAUGUCACACGGGCAGCUGUCAUCUCUUCUAAUGAUCCUUAAAAUUAUUUAUCUUUCUAAAUCUCUAAGGUUUUGAAUAUGAUGGUUUAUCAAUCAUAAACGAGCCACUAUUACAAAGAUAAAUGCGCGUUUAAGUAGAACUGAAGCGAGUUAACCCUAGAAACUUCUACGAAUCUUUGUUGAUAUCGUUAUUGAAAAUUCACCUGCAUCUUUAACUUUAAGGCCACUUGUGAAUAACCCGUAUGGGAAAAUCAGGUCUGUCCUGCCUUGAGGAAAGCUUACUUCUCAGUUGUUUCUUCAAAGAAACCAAGAGAAUAAACAUUUUAAGCAAUGCCAUGAGCAUAAUUAGUACCAAAACACUAUCAAAACAUAGUCGUUAAAGCAACACCUAACUACAGGGCGUUUCCUUUAAUAUUCUAAUAAACAGACAAAAUAUGUUUUAGCAACACCUUCUGUUAGGCCAAGCUUUCGAGACAAAAGUUUGUUAUCAUUUGACCAAUUGGGCCAUUUUCAAUAUAGUUUCUGCAUAAAAUGUUUAUAACCAUAUUGUUAUCAAUCAAAUGGCCAUAAAACAUAUUUUAUCAUGUCUCAAAAAGCUCUUUCGACUGAAAUUUACACCGACUGAAAACUUUGGGUACAUUAGAGGGCAACAGGAUUCCAAUGCAAAUUGGUUCAGGCACAUGGUAUAGAUAAUUUCCUUCGUAUUGCAGUUUGAUUUCACCUCACCUCAUAACUUUACUUGCCUCUGGAACGGUGUAUGUCUUGAGCAGACUCCAUUUCACAUGGUAGACCAUUCCACAAGCCAUUAGUUCAAAAUUUGUGUCUAUGAUGAAGCAAAUCAUGUGGAUUACACCGAGAGCUCCUCUGAUUAAGAUGAAGAUAUUUAUUUUUCGUAAAGAAAAUGCCAACCUGCUUCACCGUUUGGUAGAAUAGGAGAGAGAGUGGGAAACUUGCAUAUAGUUCUUCAUACGGGUGUGCAGCUGAUAUUGAGAAAAAUUCUAAAGACUUUUUUGGUAUGCUUUUGUUCUCUAACAGCGCCUUCAUAGCUGCGAAAUGCCAUAGUGAAGAACAAUUAUUAAAUUUUGAAAUAAGCUAGACACUGAAAGACUAUUCUCUUCUCUUUAAAAUCAACAAACUGUGUACUUUUAAGUAUUUGUAAGGAUGUUCAGCUGUGUACCAGUUAUCGUGAAUCAAAACUUUUUGGGGAACAAAGGAGCGUUUUUGUCACGAUUUAUACCUGAAAACUUUAAAUUAAUGCCUAUACGACUUGUACUAGAGUCAUUUUCAAUCAAAACAACCUAAUUUUUUUCUGGACGUAAGAACUAGAAAUAUCUGAUAUUCUCGCGGUAAGAAACCAUAUGAUCUGUCGUACAUCCAUUAAAGGCAUCCCUCAAAAUUAGAGAAGCGUGAUAAAUUAAUAUAACUGAUCAAUAGCUGGUAACAGACUUCUUUUGUUACGAGACGAAAACUCUUCAUUUGUUUUGGUUUCUUCCAAAUGAACGGUUCGAUCAACUAAUUAUAGCAUAGUUCCAUAAACGGGCACGGAAUGUAGACUUUAUAAUUGAGUCUUCUCUGGCAUCGUGUGCUUCUAAUGCAUAAUGAAGAAAACAAGUUCCGAUUUCUUCAUUUUCCACCAAGAUAUGAGAAAAACAUGUACACAACUCAGGUAUUAAAGGCAUAAGCAGGGCCUAGACUCAUCCAAAAGGUACAAAAUGCGUACGAUAAUUUCUCAAGUUUAAUUAGAAGAAUUUUUGCUCUUCGAUAUAUCCAUUGAUUAAUUAUUUGAUAUGUAAAGAUAUUUUCUUUAGUCGGUGUAAAUGAAAAAUUCAGCAGCUAUCCACACUGUAGUUUUAUUUAUUUACAUUGCCCAUGCGACAAAUUAAAAAAAUUUAAGCUUAUCUUCAGUAAUUUUACAGCUCAUAACCCCCGGUACGAUGUAUUCCUGCUGCCACAACAUUCUUUACGGAAAGGUGGCGAAAUCCUCUUACGCUGUAAAAGCCUAUUGAUAUGCCAAGCGACCGAAAUCACAACAUCACGAAAACUUGAUAGGACAGUUGUAUAGAAACAGCAUUGAGAUUGUUACAGCGUUUCUUCUCCUCCUUUUGUCUUGAUCAUGGCCAGCAUGAAAUUUUUCUAAGAUUUUCUAUGGAAGCAAAGUACUACAUUACGAACAGUAACGUAAAAAUCUAACUCAAUCUUGAAUUGGUUUUAAAGAUAUAUCAAUGCGAAUAACAAUAACAUUCCCUUAAAGAUGUUUUGAAAUGCAGAUCAUACUAAAGUUAUCAAAGCCCAUUAUCCCCUAGGUAAAAACAGAAGAACGUUCAGCAUUUAAGAAUUCUAUAUAAUGUUACACUUCUUCUUCUCUUCAUAAGGGUUCUUCCUUGAUCUUCCGGUUGGAAGAAGAAAAUCCUCAGAUUUGUGUGCCUCGCAGUAUUUCAUCAGUUCGGUUGCUGCAUCUGACAGCUUCAUCCGUCUCAAAUUUGCCUCAAGACGAAGUUCCUGGACGUGGCGCAUCUCUUCUACAAGGUGGUUUCUUUCCCUCCCUUGUCCAGAUACUGUGAAGUC